UUUUAUUUUUAUUUUUUACUCUCCCCUGGUUGCCUACUACAUGCGGUGGAUGUGUACUCACUAGAACAGAAAAACAACAUUAUUCCGAACACAUAAUUUACUUUAGCUGUGCUGCUAAGGUUAUAAACGCUGUUUCUUCCAUACAGCUUGUAACAUUCCUGUAGCCAUUGCACUUUACGGGUCUCUUUCAUCCUUUUUGAGUCUACGCGUUUACACAUUUUAGGCGUAUUCAUUUUCUAAUAAAACCCUGAUACCAGAUUAAUAUUUAGAUUUAAUUGCAGGAUGGAAAGAAAUGAAGCUACCCCUCCAGUGAUUCCUGGAAAGAAAAACGAGUUUUCUGAAGAUAUUCGGGCAAUCACAAAUGAAGCUCCCAACAAUGAACAAACAACAUCCUACGGAGCAGUGGAAGGCACUCCUCAUGAAGAACCAAAAGGCUUAAAAUCAAAACUGAUGAAUAAUCAGUUUUUUGUUACAAAAGGCAAAGCUUUUGCGUUCGCUAAAAGCAAACGGUUUUGGGUCGCAUUCAUGCUAGGUCAAAUCCUUUCUCUAAUGAUUACCGCUACAAAUACAUUUACUACACUUAUCGCAGAAGAUGCUAAUAUUCCGGCUUUCCAAACCUUACUCAACUACUGUUUGCUUACAAUAAUUUACACGCCUUACUCCAUUUAUCGCAUGGGUUUCAAAGAGUACUUCCGCAUGGUUCGUUGCCACGGAUGGAAAUUCUUAAUUAUGGGAUUCGUCGAUGUUCAGGGUAAUUACUUUGUUGUUCUCGCAUAUCAAUAUACAAACAUGCUGAGUGCCAGUUUGCUUGACUCGUGGGCUACUGUUGCCGUCGUCAUCCUCUCCUUCAUUUUUCUCAAAGUCCGCUACCACUGGACACAAAUUUCAGGCAUUGUCAUUUGUCUUGGCGGUCUCGCAUUACUCGUUGUAAGUGACUUGAAAACAAACAAGAAUUACGAGGCUUCAAACCCCGCCUUGGGUGAUGGUUUCAUGAUUUUGGGUGCUACGUUCUACGGUAUUUCAAACGUUUUGGAAGAAUUCUUUGUGACUAAACAACCGCUGUACGUUGUUGUUGGACAACUUAGUUUCUGGGCUUCUUUGAUUAAUUUGGCACAAGCCUUCAUCUUUAACCGCAAUCAAAUGCUUCACAUUAACUGGACACCAAAGAUGGGCGGGUACCUCACAGGCUUUACACUCGCUAUGUUCAUCUUGUACACAUUAGUUCCCAUUAUGUUCCGCAUUUCGUCAGCUACUUUUUACAACAUCUCCAUUCUCACCUCUGACUUUUGGAGUUUGAUUGUCGGUUUGCGUGUAUUUCAUUACUAUGUUUACUGGUUAUAUCCAAUUGCAUUUGUUUGUGUCUUAUUUGGAUUGUGUGUGUACCACAUUUUUGUCGAUGCCACUAAAGAUGCCAAAAAGCCCUGGCUUCGCGAAGGCGAAGGAGUAGACGGGGUUGGAAUGUACCGGGGUUCAAUUUCUGAAGCCUCUGCAUCCCUGCCAGACGACUCGCUAAGUAAGGUGACUUCAGCUACGGUGGGUGAGCGUACAUUAAACGAGACUGAAAUUGCAGAAUUGCAAGUGGAGAGAAAGCCUUAACGAACUUUACCUCUAUCGAUUUGACUCAAAUCCCCUUGACACCCCUUUCGUUUCGCUAAAGGCUAAGCUUUUUGUCCUUGUAACAUUUUUAUUUAAGUUAUUUUGCUAAGCAGUGCUUUAGCUUUUUUUUUUCUCCUUUGGUUUUCGGUUCCGUCAAUUGCACUUCCUUUUUGUUUUCUAGCAAAUCUUGUUCACUCUUUCCUGACAUAUAUCUCUCUCUCCUUGUGUCUUGUGGAUAACUCCUAUUUCCUUGUAAUAAUGCCUUGUGUAUCUUUUUCGUUGAACAUACAUACCAAGUUGAUAAAUAGCUAGACUAAUCAAUAUUCAAAGAGUGAACAACAACGUAACCUCCUUUCC
Schizosaccharomyces japonicus yFS275 is the source of this 1953-nucleotide messenger RNA. RefSeq names its product membrane transporter. Gene Ontology annotation, cellular component: membrane; endomembrane system. The record is from RefSeq and is a predicted model, not a curated record. Gene Ontology annotation, biological process: queuine import across plasma membrane; transmembrane transport; queuosine import across plasma membrane. NCBI's taxonomy places the organism in Eukaryota, Fungi, Ascomycota, Schizosaccharomycetes, Schizosaccharomycetales, Schizosaccharomycetaceae. Gene Ontology annotation, molecular function: transmembrane transporter activity; queuosine transmembrane transporter activity; queuine transmembrane transporter activity. Bases 283 to 1596 code for a protein of 437 amino acids. The transcript has a single exon.